Messenger RNA from Aspergillus heteromorphus CBS 117.55, 2542 nucleotides. RefSeq names its product putative cell wall glucanase (Scw11) (gene btgE). The coding region runs from base 217 to 2175 and encodes 652 amino acids. Gene Ontology annotation, cellular component: extracellular region; cell surface; fungal-type cell wall. The transcript has 2 exons. The record is from RefSeq and is a predicted model, not a curated record. Gene Ontology annotation, molecular function: 1,3-beta-glucanosyltransferase activity; glucan endo-1,3-beta-D-glucosidase activity. Gene Ontology annotation, biological process: cell wall organization. Lineage: Eukaryota; Fungi; Ascomycota; Eurotiomycetes; Eurotiales; Aspergillaceae.
CUCUUUUCCUCCCGGGUUUCGUCUCGCAGAUCGUCCGUCUCUUUCUCCCCCCUUCGAGAAAGAUAUCAAAAGCGGCCGGCGUUCCCCUUCUUCUCUCCCUCUCCUCUUCUUCCCCCCCCGGCACUUUUGACCACCGCUUCACUCUUUUAGCGGGCAUUCAUUGCAAUUGUCAUUCAUUGACUUGUUCCGAAUCCCCUUCAGCCCCCUUCCGUCAACAUGAGGGGUGCUUUCCUGGCCACCGCCGCCGCCGCCAUGGCCGGUACGGCGCUGGCUGACGGCGCUCACCGUCGUCACGCCCACGACUCGCUUCACCACAACCGGGCCGUCCAGGCCGAGGCCGACAACACCUGUGCUUGCACCACCGAGGUUGUGACCGUCUGGGGCUCUCCUACCCUGGUGCCUGUCCCUACCACCAUCACCUCCGAGGUCGUCACCACGCUUCACUCCACCAGCUACACCACCGUUACCGUUGUCGCCAGCGAGUCCGUCGGCGAGGCUGCCACCACAACCACGGAGGUCGUCGGUGCUACCGGUGGAGCUGCCGGCAGCGCUGCUCCCAGCGAGUCUUCCACCCCUGCUGAGGGUGCCAGCGCCGGUUCCACCGGUGGUGCUGCCGGCAGUGUCGGCGAGCUCUCUUCGAGCCCUGCCGCGGCUGCCACGACCUCCUCCACCGUGGCUGUCCCCACCGCUGCCACCACCGUCUUCUCGACGACCGGCACCUACACCAUCCCCGCCUCGACCAUCACGGUCACCGUGCCCACCACCGUUAUCGCGGACACCACCACCUCUCUCGCCAGCGGCACUCAGCUCUACGGUGGUGAGACCACCUCCGUCCCGGCCUCCAGCACCGUGACCUACCCGUACGCCACCGUCGAGACCUCCGGUUCUACCGUGACCACCGUCAUUGAGUCCACCACCUACGUCUGCCCCUCCGCUGGCAGCUACACCAUUGCUCCCACCACCACCUACGUUCCCUCCAACACCAUCAUCACCUACCCGGCUGUCUCGACCGUCACCCCUGGUGUCUACACCCACAGCGCCGAGACCGUGGUCGUCACCGUGACUGACUACACCUACACCUGCCCCUUCGCUAACGCUGAGAGCACCACCUCUGUUGUGGCCGCCACCAGCGCCGUCAGCGUUCCCGCCGUGACCACCACCGUUGUCGCUGCCGAGACCACUGCUGCCGCUGCCGUGACCACCUCCAUCGCUGCCGAGGAGACUACUGCCGCUGCUGCUGUGACCACCACCGUCGCCGCUGAGGAGACCACUGCUGCCGCCGCCGUUACCACUUCCGCCGCCGCCACCACCGUCGCAGCUGAUACCUCCUCCGUCGUCGCGAGCUCCUCCAGCUCCUCCGCCGCGGCCGCCAGCUCCGGUGUCAGCGCCAGUGGCAACAGCAUGGGAAUGACCUACACCCCCUACACCGACGCGGGAGGCUGCAAGUCCGAGUCGACCGUCGACUCUGACAUCGCCAUCAUCGCCGAGAAGGGCUUCACCCACAUUCGUCUCUACUCGACCGACUGCAGCACCCUGGAGUACGUCGGUACUGCCGCGGCCAAGUACGGCCUGAAGUUGAUCCUGGGUGUCUACAUCUCCAGCACCGGUACCUCCGGAGCUGCUGACCAAAUCACCGCGAUCACCGAGUGGAAGGACUGGACCCUGGUCACCCUGAUCGUUGUCGGUAACGAGGCCAUCUCCGACGGCUACACCACGGCCGCCGAGCUCGCCACGUUCAUCACCUCCUCCAAGGCGUCCUUCGAGGCGGCCGGCUACACCGGAGAGAUCACGACCACCGAGCCCAUCGACAUCUGGCAGGAGUACGGUACCAGCAACCUGUGCUCGGUCGUCGACGUCGUCGGAGCCAACAUCCACCCCUUCUUCAACGCCCAGACCACCGCCGCUGAGGCCGGUACCUUCGCCGAGGCCGAGGUCAAGAUCCUCAAGGCCAUCUGCACAGACAAGACCGUCAUCAACCUGGAGACCGGUUGGCCCAGCGCCGGUGACGCCAACGGCCUCGCCGUCCCCGGUGUUGCCGAGCAGACCACCGCCAUCAAGGGUAUCCGCGAGUCCGUCGGUGAGAUGUCCGUCUUCUUCUCCUACGCCAACGACCUGUGGAAGGACCCCGGCGAGUUCGACGUCGAGCAGUACUGGGGCUGCAUUGACCAGUUCUAAACGGGUGCUGCACUCGGAUAUGUAUAGUUCUUGAGAAAUAUGUUGUUCAUUUCCACUUCUUUUCUUUUUGCUUCCCCAAACGGCUUGGAGUUUCGAUUCGAUUCUCGUUCCCCCUCCACAGGAACACUUCCUUCCCCCUCCGCCACCCUUUCUUCUUCUUUCUCUUCUCCCGUACAGUUGAGAUUUCUUGUAGUAGAUAUAACCUUUUUUUUUCUCACACCUAUCUAUCUAUCCAUCCAUCCAUCUAUCCAUCUCGAUCCUACCUGGGUCGCGUGACCAUGGGGUUGUCGUUGGCUUCUUCUUUUUUUCCCUGUUCUUUUCUUUGUGUUAGUUUGUACAUGCUAAUUCAUUACGGGCUUACGAUGGC